This is a messenger RNA of Carya illinoinensis, 1925 nucleotides long. RefSeq lists its product as uncharacterized. The record is from RefSeq and is a predicted model, not a curated record. The transcript is spliced from 4 exons. The coding region runs from base 167 to 1675 and encodes 502 amino acids. NCBI's taxonomy places the organism in Eukaryota, Viridiplantae, Streptophyta, Magnoliopsida, Fagales, Juglandaceae.
CAUCUUAGAUAAGUUUAGUUUGCUUAAAAAUUGAGGAUAUGAUUAACCCAGAAACUUCAAGUUUUCCAUUCAAGUUCGUUACACUUUUGAGAACCCAUGCUUAUAUAUACAUAGCAAAAUUGGGCACAAAGUACUCUUAUAUCUCAAUCUGUCUUGGCUUUCAUUAAUGGCCAAGUACAACCAAAAUCUUUGUGCUUUUAUUCUAGUUGUGGUUUUUUUUUCUUGGGUUUUGCUUUUGCAUAGUGCUGAAACUGAGUACGUUUCGGCCGUGGGUGAUCCGGGAAUGAGAAGGGAUGGCCUGCGGGUGGCGAUAGAGUCAUGGAACCAGUGCAAUGAGGUUGGUCAAGAAGUUCCUUCCCUUGGCAGCCCAAGAGCUGCCGAUUGCUUUGACAUAUACAAUACUACUACUGCACCAGUAUUCGGUAACAGUUAUGGGUUAGUCCACAAAGUGACGGAGGAAGACAACAGACUUGGGGUAGGAGACGUCUUCCUCGGAGUGCAGCCAGAUGCCCUUUUCGAUGUAGACCUUUAUGCUGCAGGUAAGGAACUGUAUCUUGGAUCAAAAUGUCAAGUUGAAGACACCCCAAAUCCAUGGCAGUUUUGGAUGAUCAUGCUUAAGAGCGGUAACAUGGACACUUUCAAUAGUCCAUGCCCUAAAAAUGGCUAUAAAGUUCGAUCUUUCGGACCGGACAGCAGGUUCCCUUGCUUUGGAAAAGGGUGCAUGAACCAACCAACGAUAAAUCAUGACUAUACCAAUUCGGAAGGGCCUAAUAGCAUUACUCUUAAGGGAAGGUUCUAUGGGUCAUGGGACUUGGACGCCGAUUUGAGCAAAGGUUUGGUUGGGAAUAUAUCUUACCAUUCAGUAACUUGGGAAAAGGAAAUUGGCAAGGGAAGUUGGGUUUUUCAUCAUGUCUUGAGGACUUCAACAAAGUAUCCUUGGUUGAUGCUUUACUUGAGAUCUGAUGCCACCCACGGAUUAUCUGGUGGUUACCAUUACCCAGGUCGAGGCAUGUCUAAAAUUAUACCCGAGUCACCAAACUUUAAAGUGAGGUUCACCUUGAAUGUGAUCAAAGGCGGUGGUCAAAAAAGCCAGUUCUAUCUAAUGGACAUGGGAAGCUGUUGGAAGAAUGAUGGCCGACCUUGUGAUGGAGAUGUGACUUCAGAUGUCACAAGAUACAGCGAAAUGAUCAUAAAUCCAGAGACAAAAAGAUAUUGCAAUUCAGACGACAUCAGACACUGUCCACCUUACCACACAUACCCUAAUGGGACGCGCGUUUAUCGCAACGACACUGCUCGCUUCCCAUAUGCAGCCUAUCACAUGCAUUGCUCACCAGGUAACGGAGAGCAGAUUGAGCUGCCUUACGCCAUGUGUGAUCAAUUUAGCAAUCCUCAGCCUCAAGAGAUACUGCAGAUUUUGCCACACCCAGUUUGGGGUGACUAUGGUUACCCUACAAAGUUUGGAGAAGGUUGGGUUGGGGAUCCAAGGACAUGGGAACUUGAUGUUGGGAGGUUGUCCCAGUCACUUUACUUUUAUCAGGAUCCAGGUACUCCACCAGCUAGAAGGCAAUGGACGUCGAUUGAUUUGGGAACAGAGAUAUAUAAAGACCCUGACCAAGUUGCUGAAUGGACUGUUACCGACUUUGACAUCCACGUACCUAAGCAACGAAGGCAUUGAAAAGACGUACUAGCUUCAGCUCGAAACAACGAAGCUUAUUAUAAUGGGGAAAUAGUGUAGCUUUUUCUCAUCAACUUAGUAAAAUUAAAGAGGGUUUUCGUGGGAUUUUUUGUUUUAUCAGUUGUUUUAUUUGGCUAGUGAAAAAGAUCUACUUCUACUAGGAUUCUUUGUUUUUUAUUUAUUAUUUGAGUUAGAAAAUAAAAGAUAGAGAGCUCAAUUGCUCAAAUGAUAUGUGCAUAUUCUUUAUUUC